AUGAUCAAGCGGGUGUCCAGUCGGCUUACUCUCCCUCUCAGCAGUGCUUUGGUCUUCAUUCUCGUCCUAGUAGUCAUCAUCAUAGCGACCAUAGUUCGCAAGACACUUCUCGCUAGGAGACAUCGUCAAGCAUUCAGAGCAGGACGAAACCCUGAACCCACACCUGGCUUUUCGGAAGUCGCAAGGGACGUCUCACGUGCAUGGCUCGGUGGUCCGCGAUCAGUACCUGGUCCUUCGUACAGAUACGAUCCGCGUCGAUCGGGUGACAGUCACUAUCCAACCCAUCCGGCUGAACGUGCUGGUCCACCCGUCAUGAGACAGAGAGAUCCCGAAAUGGGAGAUCCGGACCUCCCUUCGUACUAUGACAACUCCACCUUUCCUCAUCCUCCUCCAGCUGUCUAUUCGUCACCUAUCCAAGCGCGCAGAGAUGGAAGAAGCACAACGUCGUUCGCUCCCCCAGUUCACGAUGGAGCUGAACCGCCAAAGUACGAUCUUGCAAUGAGAGAGUAA
Molecule: messenger RNA, 510 nt
Organism: Kockovaella imperatae
Lineage: Eukaryota; Fungi; Basidiomycota; Tremellomycetes; Tremellales; Cuniculitremaceae
Exons: 3
Coding region: 1-510 (169 amino acids)
Source: RefSeq, a predicted model, not a curated record